Messenger RNA from Pisolithus orientalis, 1281 nucleotides. RefSeq lists its product as uncharacterized. Bases 1 to 1281 code for a protein of 426 amino acids. NCBI's taxonomy places the organism in Eukaryota, Fungi, Basidiomycota, Agaricomycetes, Boletales, Pisolithaceae. The transcript has 3 exons. The record is from RefSeq and is a predicted model, not a curated record.
AUGGUGUUGAGAAGCCACGCGCACGAGAGCGGCUUAGGCAGCGUCAACGGAUCAGCAGAAGCGCUACGUUUCGAGAUGAAGGAGGAUUCUUUAGGUACAAGCGAACUACUGACCACGAAGUUACAGGAAACGGCGAGGUUCGAGCAAGUCGAACCAGCGGCGGUAGAAGAGCCACUCACGACGAAAGCACUACUCGAGUUCGAGAUGAAUGAUGACACGCAAGGGGAUUUUCCAUGUUAUUUUUACCAGGUUUCCCUACCGGCUAUUGAUAUAUUAUUACAGGAGGCCUACCUAAGAGAUCGAGGCAUCGAAGGAGGUGUCGUCGAAGCUCUCGCAGUCAGCAUAGACGUACAUCGAUUGUUGGACGAGUGGUUCAUAUCGAAAGUUCCACUCGAGUUCGAAGUGGUAAGACUUGAAGAGCUUACGAAGUCUGCGAGGGUAGAAGACAAGGCGGUCGCAAUGCUCGUGAGCAGCGUCGAGGCAGAGAAGUUGGUAUACGAGGGGAGUACUGACUCACAGGGAUACGAACUUUUACAGGGUAUCGACGAGGUUCCAAGCUACGAAACGCCGACAGUACGAAGGUUCGGAUCAAGACGAUCCACAAUCGAGUCCCUCCAGAAAGACAUUUACCUUGUCAUCGGUGCAAGCGGUUUUGGAAGUCGACAUAUUGUCGAGCACCUGGCAAGAGCAGACGCCAUCUCCGUGUUAGAUGUCGUACAGAGACACCGUGAUGUCUCGUUUUAUAUUGGAGACACUACAGGCAGACGGGACGUGUUGGAUGUAUUGAAAAAGUCGGGCGCUACAUGUAUCGUACGCGCUGCCUUACUGCAGCACAGCGCAAAGGACCCCUCCGUCUGCUACAAGGUCAACGUCGAAGGCACCCGAACUAUCAUCGUCGCAGCCAUUGCAGCUGGAGUCCUGUAUCAGCACAGUCGAACCCGCAUCCAGAUCGGUGACAACAAUGAUAUCGAAUCCAAACUAGAGUCCGAAAGUGCUACAGCAAAACUCAACGAAUCUCUACACUGUGCUCUCCCUCCUAUAUUUGUCACGACUGAAUAUCACCGCACACCACACAGCUCUGCGCAGCCGCUCGGUCCCUAUGUCACACCACCUGACGCCGGAUCCAUCCUACCUGCGUUCAACUCCCCGUUCGACCCACAUGAACUCGAGCAUCCCACUAUCCGUUCUCAAGUUGAUGGACAAGCGUUCUUCAUCGCAAAUGGAGAGUCGGAUUACUUCUGGGACGUUACAACGAAGGCGAGCGAAGACAAUCGUGUUUAA